GACGAAAACGUCACCGUAUUGUAAGGGUCGACAGCUUCACAAUUUUGCUAUAAAACCAAAAAUCCCUUAAACCUAUCGUCACAAUUCACAAACACCAUUCCUUUUGUUUCAGAAAAAGAGAUUCAUUCAUACAUUCGUACCUAGCACACAACACAGUUUCAAGAUGCAAAUUUUCGUUAAGACCCUCACUGGCAAGACCAUCACUCUCGAAGUUGAGAGUUCAGAUACCAUAGACAAUGUUAAGGCCAAGAUUCAAGACAAGGAAGGGAUCCCACCUGAUCAGCAGCGUCUCAUUUUUGCUGGCAAACAACUGGAGGAUGGGCGUACCCUUGCGGAUUAUAACAUCCAAAAGGAGUCUACCCUUCAUUUGGUGCUCCGUCUCCGUGGUGGUAUGCAAAUAUUUGUGAAGACUCUCACAGGAAAGACAAUUACCCUUGAGGUGGAGAGCUCUGACACCAUUGACAAUGUCAAGGCCAAGAUACAAGACAAAGAGGGUAUCCCACCAGAUCAGCAGAGGCUCAUCUUUGCUGGAAAACAGCUUGAAGAUGGCAGAACCUUGGCUGAUUAUAACAUUCAGAAAGAGUCAACUCUCCAUCUUGUGUUGCGACUUCGUGGUGGUAUGCAGAUUUUUGUGAAGACCCUUACAGGAAAGACAAUUACUUUGGAGGUAGAGAGCUCGGACACAAUUGACAAUGUGAAGGCUAAGAUACAGGACAAAGAGGGUAUCCCCCCAGACCAGCAGAGGCUCAUUUUUGCUGGAAAGCAGCUCGAAGAUGGCAGAACUCUUGCUGAUUACAACAUCCAGAAAGAGUCAACUCUUCACCUUGUUUUGCGUCUUCGUGGUGGUAUGCAGAUUUUCGUGAAGACUCUUACUGGCAAAACAAUUACUUUGGAGGUAGAGAGCUCAGACACUAUUGACAAUGUGAAGGCUAAAAUUCAGGACAAGGAGGGCAUUCCCCCAGACCAGCAACGAUUGAUUUUUGCUGGAAAGCAGCUCGAAGAUGGCCGGACUCUUGCUGAUUACAACAUUCAGAAAGAGUCUACCCUUCACCUUGUCCUUCGUUUGAGGGGAGGUAUGCAGAUCUUUGUGAAGACAUUGACCGGAAAGACCAUUACCCUAGAGGUAGAAAGUUCAGACACAAUUGAUAACGUAAAGGCAAAAAUACAGGACAAGGAGGGAAUCCCACCAGAUCAGCAGAGGUUGAUCUUUGCUGGGAAGCAGUUAGAGGAUGGAAGGACCCUUGCUGACUACAACAUUCAGAAGGAGUCUACACUUCACCUUGUAUUGCGUCUUCGUGGUGGAAAUUAAGUAUUUGUGUCUUUCAAUGUGUGAGAUGGGAGUUCUUGUAGCUCUUUAGUUUUAAGUUUCAGAACUUGUUAUUGCAUGGGUCUUGGUAAUGGCCCUUAAAACUUGGUUUGUUUUGCUAUUUGUAUAGCUCUGUUCUCACAUUUAACUUCAUGAAUUUAAACUAUUUGCUAUUUUCUGAGUGAUUGAUCAAGUACUCACUAGUUCUUUAA
Medicago truncatula (barrel medic) is the source of this 1518-nucleotide messenger RNA. RefSeq names its product polyubiquitin 4. Gene Ontology annotation, molecular function: protein binding. Bases 164 to 1309 code for a protein of 381 amino acids. NCBI's taxonomy places the organism in Eukaryota, Viridiplantae, Streptophyta, Magnoliopsida, Fabales, Fabaceae. The record is from RefSeq and is a predicted model, not a curated record. The transcript has 2 exons.